ACUUCUACAUACCCAGAAAAUUUAGUGAUGUGAAAUUCUAGUUAGUGGCAAAUCAAUACACAACUCGGAAAUCCAGUAAAAGGCAAUCACUGUGCUUCCUCUCUUCAGUCCUUAGCUCCAUCUAGUGUUACAGCUUUGGCUUUUGGAAGUCACAGCUCCAGCAAUCCACCUUCGGCAAGUGCCACACCACCACCUCCAACAAGAGAAUCGGAAGCACAAUGCUCGUUGCCCGCUCUCUUUUUAGAGUUGUCAUUCUUCUUACAGCAUCGAAUGCUCUCUCUAGGAAGAAGGCACUGCUGAAUGAUUCAGAAGUGCUGCUGUGGCUCUGCGGAUUGGAGUCAUGUGAUGCUGUCUCGACUACUGAGAUUGACUUGGAAUCGGUUGCAAACAUAGGAGCUGAUAUCUUGGCUGGAGUAGGUGGUGUGUAAAAACAAAGAGGAAAAAGAAAACCCCGGAAAAAUGAAAUAAUUAUAUUACA
This is a messenger RNA of Rubroshorea leprosula, 478 nucleotides long. NCBI's taxonomy places the organism in Eukaryota, Viridiplantae, Streptophyta, Magnoliopsida, Malvales, Dipterocarpaceae. The record is from the annotation of a GenBank genome assembly.